CUCCGUCCCCUCCGCCGCCCCCCUCGCCUCCCUGUCGGAAUCAAUCAAUCCCCCAUCCCCGAUGGCGCAAGGCUGCCCCUCGGCCCCCGCCGCCUCCACGACUCCCCCGGGCACGCCCCGGGGCCCCGCGCCGCCCCCGCCCUCCUCCUCCACCGGGGCGGUCGGGUUCCACUACGCGGUGGAGCUCUACUUCGACCCGGCGCUGGAGAACCAGGUGCUCAAGGCGUGGAACGCGCUGGCGCGGCGGCACCUCGGCACCCGCCUCAUCGACGCCGCCGCCCGCCCGCACCUCCCGCUGCUCCACCUCCCCGCCGCCGCGCUCCCGCCGCCAGGGACCGGCGCCGCCGGGGACCCGCUCCUCCGCCUCGGGCCCUCGCUCCGGGCGCUCGCGUCCCGCCUCGACCCGCUCCCGCUCGCGCUCUCCUCGCUCGCCGCGCUCCCGGCCUCCGCCGCCGCCUCCCCGAACGACAACGUGCUCUUCCUCGCGCCCACGCCCUCCGCCGCGCUGCUGGGCCUCCACGCCCAGCUCUGCGAGCUGCUGCGGAAGGACGCCGGCGUCGAGGUCCCCGACGCGUUCCGCCCGGACCACUGGGUCCCGCGGUGCGCCGUCGCCGUCGACGUGCCCCGCGGCCGCAUGGCCGAGGCCUUCUGCGUGCUCCGAGAGCUCAAGCUGCUCCCCGUCUCCGGGUACGGGAUGGACAUCGCGCUCGUCGAGGUCGGCAACGCGGUUAGGGAGCUCGUGUCCUACCCGCUCGGCGGCAGUGGUGGAGCUGGAGCCGACUGAGAGGUGCUGAUGUAUUUUGUACAAUAUCUACAACAUCAUGGAUGGACAAUCAUAUUUAACAAGGACGGCAUAGUGAUAAUGUGGCAUUUGCUCGUCCAAUUUGCCUUCUUCGGAGGAACUACAUUUAAAAGAAGGCUAGAACAUACUGUAUCCUAACACAUACAGUAUUUUGUUUGAUCAUUUCUUUAAUCUUUUGGUUGAUAAUGUAUUUGAUGUUCCUCCAUUGUAGACACUUCACAUAGUGUAUCGCAUGUCUUGAUGUUUACUGUAACGAAUGUUGUUAGUUAUUGUGUUCGUGUGCCCUGAACCA
Messenger RNA from Panicum virgatum (switchgrass), 1094 nucleotides. RefSeq lists its product as uncharacterized. NCBI's taxonomy places the organism in Eukaryota, Viridiplantae, Streptophyta, Magnoliopsida, Poales, Poaceae. The record is from RefSeq and is a predicted model, not a curated record. Bases 62 to 784 code for a protein of 240 amino acids. The transcript has 2 exons.